AUGAAGCUCGCCUUGGCGGGGGCGCAGUCUAGUGCUCAGACCUUGCGGCUCCCAAAUCCCAAAACCCCCCUAGGCGGGAACCUCAGCCUUCGACCGCGCCACCAGCGCCUCGGCAGCCUUAAGACCUUGCGUCUGCGCGUCUCACCCGUGUCGCGCGUGUCGCCAGCGGCCAGCGGAAUACCGGCUGAUCUGGUAUAUGGGCUGAAGAAGGAUGCUGUCAGAUCAGGCCCAGUGGUGCUCUCAGGUGCCCCCGGGGCAAAGCAGUGCCUCCUGCUCCUUCCGAGGUCAUUGGCGGCCGGCGCCAUCAACGCCCCUCACGCUGAUGAUUCGCGUCUCUACAUUGAUCAGCCUACUCGCACUUGGCACCUUCCUGUUCUAGCUCCUCCACUUCAGCCGGUAAUCACAUUGGACUGCGGUCUGGACAACCACACGCGGUCGGCCACACCGGCCGUCUCUCACCCACCUCCACUGGAGCAACUGUCAACUCACCACCCGAUGCCCACAACUCAACACACCUUCCCUGUCAUUGUCAAAACAACAUUCUACCGCCCUUCACUGACCAUGGCCAGCUCGAAACGCCUCUUCGAAGGCCUCAACUUCUUCUUGCAAUACAGUGAUAGGCCAAAGGAAACCUUCUUCAGCGACUUGCGCCUCAUCCGUAAGAACGAUGGUCGCACAACUCGCUUCCCCCUCAACUCGAAGCCUACACACGUCGUGGUGGACAUCCCAGGCCAGUUCCGGUUUCACACCUAUUCUCUACCAGCCCACCCGCCUCCAUCAAACGAACCGCCAGUGAAGUGGUCGCUGGAUCAGCUAAUGGAGCACUUCACCAGCCCCGAGACAGAUGACGAGGUCAUCGUGGUCCAAAGGCAAUGGAUCACUGAUUGCAUUCGACACGGGAAGCUUUUGGCAGCCAGCGAUGAGUGGGGCGGGUGGAGAGUGCGGCGUCGGCGCUCGAGUCCCGAGCCUCCUCAAGACUUCUCUGAAGUCCCUGGUACCGGUGAAGCAACCACAACCAAAGACAGCGCAAGACCUUUUAAACGCCCUCGGAUGACGCGCAGCGCGAGCGAAACCUCUCCGCCGAGGAAUCUUCUUUCGCUCAAGGAGUUCCGCAACAGGCGCCCGGUCUCGUUCCUUCAAGACGACACACUGGCGGAGAGAAUGAGUCGCAGCCAUUCUCCGACGCCUACACAAGCUCAUCGCAUGAGCUCAGAACAGCCAGCACCUUUACUGAUCCGUAUUCCCCGCUUCAAGCCCAUCGCAGACUCAAACCCCACUCCGGGACCCUCCGUGUCUUCCUCGGCACGACCUUCGCCACCGACCGGUGACUCACCGGCUGUGUCACAUUUCACCCAAGCCUCUGAGGCUGCCCCCAACCCCAACUUCGUGGUCGACACAGUGUCUGCGCCAGAGCCGGAGUCAGACAAUUCAUUUGUCUUAGAAACGCCUGACACUUUGUUCGAACCUGCGAGGGACUCACUGCUCAGCGUGUCCUCAGUUUCGUUACAUCUUGACUCUGCCGAAGCAAAUCCGGCCAUCGAGUCUUCAGGUACCGACAAAUGA
Molecule: messenger RNA, 1563 nt
Organism: Trichosporon asahii var. asahii CBS 2479
Lineage: Eukaryota; Fungi; Basidiomycota; Tremellomycetes; Trichosporonales; Trichosporonaceae
Exons: 3
Coding region: 1-1563 (520 amino acids)
Source: RefSeq, a predicted model, not a curated record